AUGACAAUUUAUUAUCAAGCCAUAUCAUCACUUUCUCAGGUGGACCAGGCGAGUAUCAAGACAAUUGUCGCUGAAUCGCCAUUCAGUACGAUCCUGCAGGAGUUUCCGGAUAUUACUCGUUUUCCUGGACUUCCGAGACUGGUAAAAUAUUCCACACAGCAUCACAUAGUUACCACCGAGGGCCCUCCGGUUUCAUCUCGACCACGGAGACUAGCACCGCAAAAACUCUUAGCGGCUAAGAAAGAGUUCGAGGAAAUGGUAUCCUGUGGUACAGCUCGUCCUUCAAACAGCCCCUGGGCGUCACCACUUCACAUGGCGCGAAAAGGGCAGGACGGGUGGCGACCUUGUGGCGAUUAUCGUGCUGUAAAUGCCAGGACUAUCCCGGACCGCUAUCCGGUCCACCACAUAGCUUAUUUUAGUCAGAACCUUGUAGGAUCGUCUAUUUUCAGCAAAAUCGAUUUGGUCAAGGCUUACCAGCAAAUUCCCGUCCAUGAGGGUGAUAUCUGCUAA
Messenger RNA from Pieris macdunnoughi, 510 nucleotides. The record is from the annotation of a GenBank genome assembly. Lineage: Eukaryota; Metazoa; Arthropoda; Insecta; Lepidoptera; Pieridae.